GAUUGGAAGAGGAGGCUGUUUGUCUCGCUGGCUCACGCGUUGCCGUGCGUGGUGCUAUUGACGGAGGGGGGGGGUAGGAGCGUCGGGAGUGAGCGGCCGCCGGGGAUUGGCUGAGCGAGGCUGGAGGGGGCGUGACCCGACGGCGCCCGCCCGCCGCCUGCCUGGGGAAGGAGCCAAACCAAGAUGGCGGCGCCUGAGGCGGCCGGACCGGGGCUGACCACCGCGGGCUGAAGCAGCGCCCGAGCCAGAGCAUGAUGUCGGGGCCGGACGAGCGGGAGCCCGGCAGCGGGGUGGUGGCGGCGGCCGGCGUGGCGGCAGCCGCGGGGCCGCUGGUGCUGGGGGACGCGGUGGCAGCCGCGGUGGGCCCGGGCCCUGAGGAGCCGGGGGCCCCGCUCGGGGGCGGCGGGGCGGGCGGGGGGGGCGGCGGCGGCGGCGGCGGCGGCCGGCAGGGCCAGCCCGAGCCCGGCGGUGACCGAGACUCCGACGGGCCGCCUAAGAAGCGGCUCAAGCUGCCCGGCGGGGCCGAGGGCGGCGCGAGCGGCGGCGGCGGCGUGAAGCUGGAGGAGCGGCUCUACUCGGUGCUGUGCUGCACGGUGUGCCUCGACCUGCCCAAGGCCUCCGUCUACCAGUGUACAAAUGGUCACUUGAUGUGUGCGGGAUGUUUCAUCCACCUGCUGGCCGAUGCCCGGCUGAAGGAGGAGCAGGCUACCUGUCCCAACUGCCGCUGCGAGAUCAGCAAGAGCCUUUGCUGCCGAAACCUGGCGGUGGAAAAAGCCGUGAGCGAACUACCCUCAGAGUGUGGCUUCUGCAUGAGGCAGUUCCCUCGUUCUCUUCUGGAGAGGCACCAGAAAGAAGAAUGUCAGGACAGGGUGACUCAGUGCAAGUACAAGCGGAUUGGGUGCCCGUGGCAGGGCCCUUACCACGAACUCACCGUCCACGAAGCGGAGUGCACCCACCCCACCAAGACAGGGAACGAGCUAAUGGAGAUCCUGGAUGAAAUGGACCAAACGCAUAAAAGGGAAAUGCAGCUCUACAACAGCAUCUUCGGCCUGCUCAGCUUCGAGAAGAUCGGUUACACAGAAGUCCAGUUUCGUCCGUACCGGACCGACGACUUCAUCACUCGCCUUUACUACGAGACGCCCAGGUUUACCGUGCUGAACCAGACGUGGGUCUUGAAGGCCCGGGUGAACGACUCGGAGCGCAACCCCAACCUGUCGUGUAAGCGCACCCUCUCUUUCCAGCUCAUCCUGAAGAGCAAAGUCAGCGCGCCCAUGGAGUGCUCCUUCCUGCUGCUCAAGGGACCCUACGACGAUGUGAAGAUCAACCCUGUCAUCUAUCACUUCGCCUUCUCCAACGAGAACAACGAGACGGAGUACAUGCCGCUCCCCAUCAUAGACUCUGUGGAGUGUAACAAACUCCUGGCCGCCAAGAACAUCAACCUGCGUCUGUUUAUAUUCCAGAUACAGAAGUAAGCAUGUUAAGCUAACCUGGGAGAGUGACCGAGAGAGAGAGAGAGAGAGAGAGAGAGAGAGAGAGAGAGAGAGAGAAAGAGAGAGGAAAGGGGAGGCAGAGAGCACUCACCACUGAACCAGAGUUACCUCGUACGGCUGCCUCGGCCGCGUUCCACUUCCACGAUUAUCCGAUUAUUUUGACACAAAGAGGACGUUUUUGCAUGUGGGGCAGGUGAACCGUAGUCGCUGCCUUCUUUGACGCUCCCCGUUUGUGCCCCCUCUCCCCCCCCCCCCAAAAAGGCAACCGGGGAGUUAGCUUGAUGCAGGGUACAUAGGAGGCCUGGGGGGGGCGUGUCUCAAGGGGCUCUACUAGUCAAUACAUUGUGAAAAGGCCA
This is a messenger RNA of Pseudonaja textilis, 1846 nucleotides long. RefSeq names its product zinc finger TRAF-type and ring finger containing 1 (gene ZFTRAF1). NCBI's taxonomy places the organism in Eukaryota, Metazoa, Chordata, Lepidosauria, Squamata, Elapidae. Gene Ontology annotation, molecular function: zinc ion binding. Gene Ontology annotation, cellular component: nucleus. The record is from RefSeq and is a predicted model, not a curated record.